AUGGGAGUGAAGGACGGCACCAAGAGUCUGAAGGGUGUGGUAGAAAGAGGUGAGAAGGCAAUGUUUGCCAUUUUGCCUAGGUCCUUAGGAGAGGUCACUGAUACACUGGUUUCAGAUAUUCCAACAUGUGAACACACCCUUGAGUCCCGGAAAGGCAGGAGAGGCAGGAAUAUUGCAAAGGGGCUGCAGCAGGGCCCCACACUAGAUCUCAACUCCAAAUAGAACAAAAAUGUCCUGCAAGGACCACAAUCUGAAAUAAAAGUCAACAUAUGGGAAAUAAAGCCUCCUGAUUUUAGUUAUAAACUGUAUACCUCUUUGAGACUUCCAGAAAAGCCAUCAAGGACCAUUAAGGAAGAAGAAAGGAGAAAAAAAAGCAUUUUUCCAGGAACAAUGCUUCACUUUCCCAGCAUAAGGAAUCAUCCCAACAAGGCCAUGUCUCCUAAAUUUAUAACUACAUUUCCUCAUCUGGAUUCACAUAAAGUGAAGUUAAUAUUUGUGGAAAGUGGAAAAUAUCCAAAUGGUGUAUACCUCAAUCCAAAACCACAUAACUUUUGACAGUACCAACAUAAUUUACCAAAUUUUGUGACAAUAGAAAAGGGACCAAAAUGAUUAAAGUUUAAGUCACAACACUUAAGUACAGUAAGUGGAUGCCCUUUGCUGAAGGAAGGUCAGCAGAACACUACAGAAAGAUUUAUCACCUACAAUGAAUGCACCUGGGAUUCAACGCUAAUUUUACCAAAAGCCCUGUGGCCUAUUAAAUCUGUGUCACACACAAGACACAGAAGGUGGCCAGAUGCAUACAGGGCAUUUAUGGAUCGUGUGGAAGAAAAGUUUACUAAGACAUGCAAGAACAGUGGGCAAAAAUUUUAA
Messenger RNA from Balaenoptera ricei (Rice's whale), 870 nucleotides. RefSeq lists its product as uncharacterized. NCBI's taxonomy places the organism in Eukaryota, Metazoa, Chordata, Mammalia, Artiodactyla, Balaenopteridae. The record is from RefSeq and is a predicted model, not a curated record.